AUGAAAAACAUAGAAGCAAGGCUAACAAUAUAUUUCAUUGCAAGCCGGAUUUCCUUGGUCUAUGCGACUUUUGAAGUUGAUCACAAGAGUUCCGAGGUUGGCAGCGAUUAUGGCAAACGCAAGUCCCGAGCUUUCAAAAUGGUUGCAAAAGACUGGGGUUGCGAUGUCAAACAAGUCAAACAAGUUGAAAAACGAGGGAAAAGCUAUAUUAACUUGAUGAGAGACAAUCUGGCUAUUAUAUUAGAAUUGAAGCCCGAAGUUUCUGGAAUUUGUGAAUACCAACUAACAAAUCGACUGCGGCAAGCGAUCGCUCGUUGGCACCAACAACGGUAUCCUAGUGAAAAGAGGAUUGAGAGGUCUAUCUUAGCUGCAAAAAUCAUACUUCAAGGAUUACAUACAUAUGGAAAAGGGCAAUAUUCUUAUUCCUCGCUUAGGGAUUCCCCGAGCCGUUUAUUAAAUGAAGUGAAGCGACACAUGACCUGGGACAACGACGGUAUCAUCACGCCCAAACCCCUCUCCGAGCUACUGGAUAAUCCGGGCCGGCCAUCUACCAGACUGGAAAAUGCUGCGAACACACCAGGAUCGAGUACCGCCCAGUUUCACCCGCCCGAAACUGUAAAUCCUCAGGCCAGCCCCGAUUUCAAUGGAAUGAAUAUGGAUAGCUACAACAACGCAUACCAAGAUCAAGCGCCAAAUAUGUCCGACACCGGUCUUCCGCCCAGCUGCAUUUGCGAGUUUCAUAGAAAUUGA
Messenger RNA from Blastomyces gilchristii SLH14081, 750 nucleotides. RefSeq lists its product as uncharacterized. Lineage: Eukaryota; Fungi; Ascomycota; Eurotiomycetes; Onygenales; Ajellomycetaceae. The record is from RefSeq and is a predicted model, not a curated record. The coding region runs from base 1 to 750 and encodes 249 amino acids. The transcript is spliced from 2 exons.